Messenger RNA from Penicillium canescens, 540 nucleotides. RefSeq lists its product as uncharacterized. Lineage: Eukaryota; Fungi; Ascomycota; Eurotiomycetes; Eurotiales; Aspergillaceae. The record is from RefSeq and is a predicted model, not a curated record. The transcript has a single exon. Bases 1 to 540 code for a protein of 179 amino acids.
AUGCUUCCCCCAUCAGACUCAUUCCGUCAUCAGCUUCAAAAGCUGGCAGAGGUUCGAGCUAAUCGCAACAGCCCUCCACCCACCGCUCCUCCUCCAUAUACACUGUCAGUCUGCCAACCUGAUGGUAGAACUGUCAUGGCCAUCAACCCCGACCAGGAAGAGGAGUCUGGCCCUAUCAUCAUCCGAAUUGAUAACUCCAUCUCCCUGGCUGGCCAGGACAAUACCAUUAUUCUCCCAUCUGGAGCUACCCUUCCUCCAACUCAAACCGAGGCAAACACAUCGUCGGCCAAUAGGCCUUCCCCUCCGCGACACGCAAACAUGUCAUUGACUGUGACCGCUAUAAUUGACGCUUUGAACCGCGUCAACGCCCUUUGCGAUGUGUCCGGUAACCUGAGAACAUUUGAGGUCAAUCUCAAUGCUGGUAUAAAGGUUGAUGGUCGAAGCAACACCAUAUGCAUGGGGAACAUGGCCAGGGUUCCCCAGCCUAAGACGCAGGCGCCUGCUGAGGAAAGAGAGGAUCUUGGUUGGCCCUCAUCCUAA